AUGGAAUCAACAGAAUCAAAGUAUCAAAGGUUACUUAAAUUAUUAAGUGAGAUUAAGACAAAUUCAAAAAAGUUAGACAGUGAUAUUUGUUUUCUAGAAGUUAUCAAUGAUAGACUGGAAUGCUUGUUGAAAUCUUUUGAUGCUUAUGGGAUGCACAAUGUAACUACAACAGAAGAAUCAAUUGAGACUAAUGAAAUUGAAAAUGAAGAUAAUAGAAAAAGAAUCAAAAUGAAGAAAGAAUAUACAGAUGAAAUGAUGAGUCAAUUAUGUAAGGAUGCACACCUUGAAAUGCAUUAUUCAACCACUCUUAAAAUAGUAAAACUUUUUAGUAAAUCACACCCCCUUACAGCAAAAGAAAUUGAAAGUGAAACUAACGAGUCAAUGUUUGACAUUUUAACAGUGUUGAAUAUGCUAACUAGAGCAGGUGUUCUACAUAAGAAAGACUUAGAAUAUUGGUUGAUUGAAUAA
Molecule: messenger RNA, 468 nt
Organism: Hepatospora eriocheir
Lineage: Eukaryota; Fungi; Microsporidia; Hepatosporidae
Source: the annotation of a GenBank genome assembly